AGGAGCACCCGGAUUUACAUGGACAAAUCAUCUACGAAGCAGCAGGCAGAAUGCCACAUGGUAGGCUGGGAAUUGCUAAUGAGUUGUUUAGCAAAGCAGAGAAGGCGAAGUUUAAGUCUAAAAGGGCGAUGGCCUCACAGCCGGUGCAAUUUGCCAAGGAGGAGCGUCUAGAAAGAGAAAACAAGUAUUUGAAGCAGAAGAUCAAGCGUCUUCGAGGCAUUGAGCUUGUUGUUCAGUCUUUGGCUGAGAAAGGGGGAGUCGACUUUGAUGGCAUAAUGCAAUCAGCAACAGAUGACUUGUCUCCAUCAUAUUCUGAAGGCGGAUUUCAAAGGGGACAAGGUGAUGUGCCUCAACACCAAACCGAAAAGGGAAUGGGAAGCAGGACUGGAGGCAGUACGAGUCAUGGAAAUGAUGAUGAGGACGACGACUAUGGCAAUGGGGGAUAUGGUAACUAUGGCGAGGGUGAUCUGUAUGGUGAUGAGCACUAUGAUCACUAUGGCGAUGGGGAAUAUGAUGACUAUGGAGAUGAGGAUGACUAUGGCUAUGGCUAUGGCGGUGGCGAUGGCGAUGAUGAUGAUUGGCUAUAAAAUCUAAUGAUCUUCAA
Molecule: messenger RNA, 604 nt
Organism: Triticum dicoccoides
Lineage: Eukaryota; Viridiplantae; Streptophyta; Magnoliopsida; Poales; Poaceae
Exons: 4
Coding region: 51-587 (178 amino acids)
Source: RefSeq, a predicted model, not a curated record